CACACCCCGCCGCCGGCAUGCCCGCGGCCGAUGCCGUGCGCCGGACGGCCCGGCCAUGGCGUUCCCGGUGCUAUGGCAGCGAACGUCGCGAGUUAGCGAAGCCAUCAGAAGCAGGAGCUCACCGGGUUCCGUGUGAGGGGUUGGACGACGAGGACAAGGACCGGAAGUGUCCGGCAGUGGUGGUAGGUGGAGCUCGGCUUGGACGGUAAUGCCGUUGCAUGAUCUGAAAUUCCCGGUAAGGGAGCGGCUGAGUUGGAGGUGGAAGGCCUCGGGGAGUGAGCUAGGGGGGUCGUGGUGCCAUUGGUGCGAGGGAUUGGAGAGAGAUGGCCCGAGUUGGCCGGAUUUUGGUCGCCCGCGGCGGUUCUGCUUGAUCUGUGGAGAAUCUGCUUGAGCAGGAGGUGAGGCUACUCGCCGCCGCGGCUAGGCUGCAGCUGCUGGCCGCGUGUACCUCAAUGAGGCCGUCUUGUGCUGGUACCAACCAUCGAAUUGGAGAUGGAUGAGGCUGCAGUAGGUAUUGUGCUUGGAGCACUGGUUGUGUCUGCAUGUGCUUGCCAAGAUCAUGAGACAUGGCGUGUUUGGUGCUGGGGAUUUGGAGGAAUCAGCGUGUUGAUUUGCGUCAGGAGAAGAACGACAGGGAGGGGAGGAAAGGAGAUUGCCGCAGUUGAUGCUCAGCUUGGUUUGGGAGCAAAUCAUAUAGAUCGGCCGGGCAAGAUUGAUGGCCUGCAACUAAGCUACUGCUAAUUAAUGCUUUUGAUUCGUUGGGGGCAAAGCAAGAAGGGAGAUGAACUGCUGCUGUUCUCAAGUACCUUGUCGUUGCUCUUGGCUGGAGGUGGAAGAAAUGCUGGGGCAGCCUAGUCAUUUCGCAUGGCUGAUCCAUGCUGGCAUGAGGAGGUGGCUUGCCACGUCGGCAAAAUUGGCAAAUAGUUUGCUUCGUGCGUAGAGGAGUGGCAAAUCUUAUGACCCAAAAUAAGAGUAGUAUGCCAAAGUAUUAUUGCAUUGGUAGCAUCCGAAGCGUUUGUCUGAUCAUCUACUCCUACUUUGGAAGAAAGGGAUGUCUACGUGAUACUAUAGCUGCUAGGGUUUCGAUGGCAUCCGGUGAGGGCAAGAAGAAGAUGAUCACUCUCAGGAGCUCCGACAACGUGGAGUUCGAGGUGGAGGCGGCGGUGGCGAUGGAGUCACAGACCAUCCGCCGCAUGAUUGAGGAUAACUGCGCCGAUAACAGCAUCCCGAUCCCCAACAUCAACUCCAAGCUCCUCUCCAUAGUCAUCGAGUACUGCACCAAGCAUGUCCACACCACCAAGCUUGAGGAUGCCGCCGCUCCCGCCCCCGCCAACACCGCUAUCAGCGGCGAGGACCUCAAGAAAUGGGACGCUGAGUUGGUCAAGAUCGAUCAUGCCACUCUCAUCGACCUCAUCGAGGCUGCCAACUUCCUGGAGAUCAAGGGUUUGCUGGACCUGACCUGCCAGGCGAUGGCUGACAUGAUCAAGGGCAAGAGUCCAGAGGAGAUCCACAAGACGUUCAACAUCAUGAACGACUUGUCCCCUGAGGAGGAAGAGGAGAUCAUCUGGGACAUCCAGUGGGCUCUCGAGUGAUGGCUGCUUAAUUCAUUCCGUGCUUGGAAGAAACAAGUGGGUACUGCAAAUGCUGCUAGUACUUAUCAGUGCUAGUUCUGCUACUAUCUGGUCGUAUGGUUGUGAUAAAUUGCGUUUGGUGAACCUACCUAGUAGCUAGGUGGUAUUAGAUGGAAGUUAAACUGAGUGGCACUGCCAUGUAUGUUCGAAUCGGUUAUAUAUUUGCAGCAUCUUGUUGUUGUUUUUA
Molecule: messenger RNA, 1818 nt
Organism: Panicum virgatum (switchgrass)
Lineage: Eukaryota; Viridiplantae; Streptophyta; Magnoliopsida; Poales; Poaceae
Product: SKP1-like protein 1
Exons: 3
Coding region: 957-1592 (211 amino acids)
Biological process (GO): SCF-dependent proteasomal ubiquitin-dependent protein catabolic process
Cellular component (GO): nucleus; cytoplasm
Molecular function (GO): cullin family protein binding
Source: RefSeq, a predicted model, not a curated record